This is a messenger RNA of Trichobilharzia regenti, 2054 nucleotides long. Lineage: Eukaryota; Metazoa; Platyhelminthes; Trematoda; Strigeidida; Schistosomatidae. The record is from the annotation of a GenBank genome assembly.
UUAAUAUAAAGGUGUAUAUGGUAGGAAUUGGAGGGAAAGAAAGAGAGACCAAUGACUCCUAUGAAUAUAUUCAAGAAAAAGCAUGUUUUGGUUAAAAAUUGAGGGAGCGAGAAAGAGGAAGGGGUAGAGUCAUAUUCACACACGAAAAAAAAUCCAUUUAUGUGUCUGCCUCAUUCAUCAUUGAGUUUAGUUUAAUUUUAUCAUCUUCUCCUACUGACUGUGUAGGACUAUUGAAACAAAGAAAACCUUCUCUUGUGUAUCUCUGAUUAUUGAUGAAUGAUAAAGCGUAAAUUUGUUCAGUGUGUUUAUAAAACUAUUUACAUUCUGAUGAAUGUGUGUGGGUGGAACUAUGUCUGAUUGGUUAGACAGACUUGUUCUAUGUAUCCCAAUGGACCUUCAAUGUAGGACUUUGCACAGAUAUACAGAACAGUUCAAGUUAGCUUACUUCUUUGUGUAGAGCACAAAGGUAAAGAAACAGAAAUGUAUGGAAGAAAGAUUAGUAACAUUGAAGAACGAGUUAACUGAAGUUCGACGUCGUUUUGAUCGAGCACCUCAAGUGUUGUAUUCACAGUCAACACCGCCAACUGAACUCAUUGGAACUAAUGCAGCUGUCGGUGAAAAUGUAGCCUAUAUUACAUUUGUUCUAUUCCCUCGGCAUUUAACACCACAAGCUACACCGCGUACAAUCAAUCUUAUGCAUACAAUACGUAAUUAUUUACACUAUCAUAUCAAAUGUUCAAAAGGUUAUAUUCAUCGAAGAAUGCGAGCUAAAAGUUUAGAAUUUAUUAAAAUAUUAAAUCGUGCUAGACCACAGUAUUAUUAUACUACCUUGAAUCCUGUUAUACAAAUUGGACAUCAAACAAUCAAUAAUAUUAAUCGAUCAACGUAUUCAACAUCAUUCAUGAUAACAGAUGAUAACUGUCUACUGACAAAUGGUGAGGAGAAUAUGAACAAUAAUAAUAAUAAUAACGGGUGUUGCUCAUAUAGUAGUAUAGAUGACAGUGAAGAGAUUGUCGAAGAUAAUUCUAUUCUUGAUGUUGCUGUCUCGAAAUUGUCGACGAUGAAUAUGAAUACUCCUCUAGGAGGAGAAGGACGACAAGUACAACAACAAGCCAAACAGAAACAACCAGCUCCGCCUCCACCGAUUGUACCUCGUAAAAUAUCGUCAUCAUCAUCAUCAAAUACCCUGCCUCAAUCCUCAGAUUUUAUGCUCAAUAAUGGCUAUAUGUAAGAUAGAAAGAAUUCUAAAGAUAUAUGCAUAUAUACGUAUUUCGUAUCUCUGUGUGUGUGUGCGCGCGUCUGCGCGCUCUCGUAUCCUCUCGGUGUUUCCCCCGUUCAAUGUACAAACCAACGGCUGGACGUGUGUCUGUUUGUGUGUGUGUGUGUGCAUGUCUGCCAACAAACUACGUCUACCAUUUAUCUAUAUUAUAUUAUAUAAUGCUGAUAUAUUCUCUAUACAAGAUGCAAUGUGCGCUUGUUCAGUGUAAUGUGAAACGUGAAGAUGAUGGUGACGAGAUUAUGUGAAAUAAUAAUACUAAUAAUAAUGAUUAGACGUAAACUAGUCAUAUAGCUAGGAACUGAAUACAUCCCUCACAAUUCUCGUUGUUAGUCUGUUUUCUUCGUUAGCAGAUCAUUUCACAUCUCACAGAUAACAUCUAUACUUAUUAUACUUAUUAUCACUGUUGAUAGUAGUAUGUGAAUAAUAAUAGUAGUAAUUACUUAUUAAUCUUACAGAUUUAAUGUACCCCUCCUCCCACCCGCUGUGUAUACGGAUGUGUGUGUGUAUAAGAUGAAGUCGUGGAAGUUGUUCCUCCCCAGUCCUUUGGUUGUUGCUGUUCUUGUUAUCUAAUUGUUGAAUGAGAAUAACUGUUCAAAUUGUUUUUUUCUUUUCAUCUACUCGUUUUAUGGAGUAUUGUGUUGCCAGUAUGUAUGUAUGUGUGUGUGCGUACUGAAGAAGAAGGUAGUAGUAGUAUCACGCAUUUAAUAUUAUUAUUACUCUUAUUAUUAUUGUUAUUAUUACUAAUAUCAUUAAUAUUAUAAUGGUUAUUGAUUAA